CGCUUGCGCUGCUGAGCGAGAUGUGGGAGGCGAAGCUGGAGCCCGACGUCAUCAGCUACAGCGCUGGGAUCAGCGCGUGCGAGAAGGGCGAGCAGUGGCAGCGGGCGCUUGCGCUGCUGAGCGAGAUGUGGGAGGCGAAGCUGGAGCCCGACGUCAUCAGCUACAACGCUGGGAUCAGCGCGUGCGAGAAGGGCGAGCAGUGGCAGCGGGCGCUUGCGCUGUUGAGCGAGAUGUGGGAGGCCAAGCUGGAGCCCAGCCGAGAUGCGGGAGGCGAAGCUGGAGCCCAACGUCAUCAGUACAGCGCUGGGAUCAGCGCGUGCGAGAAGGGCGAGCAGUGGCAGCGGGCGCUUGCGCUGCUGAGCGAGAUGCGGGAGGCGAAGCUGGAGCCCAACGUCAUCAGCUACAGCGCUGGGAUCAGCGCGUGCGAGAAGGGCGGGCAGUGGCAGGCAAGCAGUGGCAGCCGGCGCUUGCGCUGCUGAGCGAGAUGUGGGAGGCGAAGCUGGAGCCCAACGUCAUCAGCUACAGCGCUGCGAUCAGCGCGUGCGAGAAGGGCGAGCAGUGGCAGCGGGCGCUUGCGCUGUUGAGCGAGAUGUGGGAGGCCAAGCUGGAGCCCAGCGUCAUCAGCUACAACGCUGGGAUCAGCGCGUGCAAGAAGGGCGAGCAGUGGCAGCGGGCACUUGCGCUGCUGAGCGAGAUGCGGGAGGCGAAGCUGGAGCCCAACGUCAUCAGCUACAGCGCUGGGAUCAGCGCGUGCGAGGAGGGCGAGCAGUGGCAGCGGGCGCUUGCGCUGCUGAGCGAGAUGCGGGAGGCGAAGCUGGAGCCCAACGUCAUCAGCUACAGCGCUGGGAUCAGCGCGUGCGAGAAGGGCGGGCAGUGGCAGCGGGCGCUUGCGCUGCUGAGCGAGAUGCGGGAGGCGAAGCUGGAGCCCGACGUCAUCAGCUACAACGCUGGGAUCAGCGCGUGCGAGAAGGGCAAGCAGUGGCAGCCGGCGCUUGCGCUGCUGAGCGAGAUGCGGGAGGCGAAGCUGGAGCCCGACGUUAUCAGCUACAACGCUGCGAUCUGCACGAGUGAGAGAUGCAGCCAGUGGCGGCAUGCAUUUUCGCUGCUCAGAGUGAUGCGGGAACGCCAUGUGGAGACGAACGAUAUCAGUUACAAUUUAUGCAUCACGGCGUAUGAGAGGUCGUCUCGCAACUUGGCAGGCUUGUCCUGCUAUCGUUGUAUCGGCCUUUCCCGUUUUCGAGUGUCUUGCGAGGCACUGUCCGUGUGGGAACCUGCUGGGGAACCAUUGUGAUCACGUGGGCGAACAUCCGUAUUUUGAAAUUGGCAGCAGUGUUCCGUCGCGCAGGAAGCCGCUUCGGAUACCAUUACGUGGAUCCGCCCUGGUUGGCUACAGCACUGAGAUCAGCACUUGUGAUAGAGGCGUCCAGUGAAAGCGGGUCCUGCCGAUGAUCAGCGAUCUGUUGAUUGUGAAGCUGGAGUCCAAUGGCGUCAGCUACAACGCUGGGAUCAGCGCGUGCGAGAAGGGCGAGCAGUGGCAGCCGGCGCUUGCGCUGCUGAGCGAGAUGUGGGAAGCUGGAGCCCAACGUCAUCAGCUACAACGCUGGGAUCAGCGCGUGCGAGAAGGGCGAGCAGUGGCAGCCGGCGCUUGCGCUGCUGAGCGAGAUGUGGGAAGCUGGAACCCAACGUCAGCCUAGGACCUCCCUGCAGCCCCUCGGCCAACGAAGACGGCUGCAGGGAGGGGUCCAAACGUACCUCCACCUUCAUGCACCAGUCAACCAAUACACCAG
Molecule: messenger RNA, 1787 nt
Organism: Prorocentrum cordatum
Lineage: Eukaryota; Dinophyceae; Prorocentrales; Prorocentraceae
Source: the annotation of a GenBank genome assembly